Messenger RNA from Onychostruthus taczanowskii (white-rumped snowfinch), 2282 nucleotides. RefSeq names its product eukaryotic translation initiation factor 2 alpha kinase 2 (gene EIF2AK2). The transcript has 14 exons. The record is from RefSeq and is a predicted model, not a curated record. The coding region runs from base 558 to 2282 and encodes 574 amino acids. Lineage: Eukaryota; Metazoa; Chordata; Aves; Passeriformes; Passeridae. Gene Ontology annotation, biological process: protein phosphorylation. Gene Ontology annotation, molecular function: ATP binding; protein kinase activity.
CGGCUCGGAGGUAGCGGCGGGGCGGCGGCGGGAGGAAGGGCAGGGGUCCGUGCCGGACGGGUGCCCGCAGCCCGGCUGCGCAGGCCUGGCCCGCCGCCCUCGGUGACGGCAGCCUGGGGUCAUCUUGGGUCCGUGUGGCUGCGCCUGGCGUCAUCCCCGCUCCAAGGGAUAUGUUCAGUGCCGUCCGGCUCUCUUUUGCGGGAACCGAUUCUAAUUCUGGAGAAACGUUGCUGAUUAUUUUCCUCCCACAGAAAUCAGUGAAUGAUUCAAUCUUUUUCUGUCACGAAAUCUGCUAAGAAGUCUCUAAUCACUGAAUUCUCCGCUCUGCUAGCUAAAACUCUUAUUCCAAGCAAUGAUUUCCAAAACUUUCGGAGACAAUCACUUGAAUUCGAAAUUCGAAUUCGUUUCCCAUGAACUUUGUUACUGGCACCAAUUUUCUAUUUUAUAUCAUAGCAGUGACCAUCUACGAAGAUCAGGUACUGUCUUUAUUCUGUGUCUAGAGCAACAGACACAUCUUUGAAUGUUACUUUGCAGCACCUAUUGAAGAUUGUGUCAAAAUGGAUCGUGAGUAUAUGACGAAGAUCAACCAUUACUGUCAAACGCAUAAACUUUCAGUGCUCUAUGACACCAUCAAUGUGACCGGCCCAUCUCAUGAUCCUGAGUUCACAGUUGUUGUCAAAAUAAAUGGUAAGGAAUAUGGUAGAGGCACUGGUAAAAGUAAAAAAGAAGCAAAAGCAGUAGCAGCAAAAGAAGCAUGGGAAAUGAUUAAGAAGGAGCAUAAGAGUCCCUCAAAUGUGGAAGCUGCAGAGUUAACGACAACUCAAACAACCUCCUCACCUGCACUGAACAAAGAUUAUGUCAGCCUAUUAAAUAUUUUUUCCCAAAAGACACGUCACAUAGUUCAUUAUCCUAACACUCGUACUGGAGAUGCCCAUGCUCCCACGUAUUUUGUUAGCUGUACAAUUAGUGGUCGUUUGUAUGGAAGGGGCACUGGACCUUCUCUAGGUGCUGCAAAACAAGCUGCUGCAAAGGAAGCAUAUGAGAAGAUGGAAACUGAAAGAUCUAAUGGCAGUUCUACAUUUAGCAAAGACAGCAAUUCCUCUCAAGUGCCAGCUGAGUCUGACUCAGAUAAAAAUAGCAUUGGCUUUGCUGACUCAUCUGCAAAGUUGGUAGAAAAAAUGAAUGACAUGGCAAUAUGUGAAAAGCCUUCACCUUUUCAGAAAAAUGCACAAAGUUCGAAGGCCAAAAGAAACAAGGAAGAGGGAGCAAAUAUGUCACAUUCAAAUAAAAGUGUGCCAGCUGUGGACACAAAUACUGGAGAAGAGAAGGGGAGUCCGCACACUGUCAAUAAAACAUUCCUCGAACAUUUUGAAAAAGUAGAGCCUAUUGGUGCAGGUGGUUUUGGGAAUGUUUUCAAGGCAACAUCCAAGUGUGAUAAGAAAACCUAUGCAAUCAAACGAGUUGAAUUCACAGAGAAAGUAGAGCGUGAAGCACAAGGGCUUGCGAGACUUACACAUGAGAACAUAGUGCGCUAUCAUUUCAGCUGGAAAGGGGAUGACUAUAUCAAGUACCCAGACUCAAGCUGGAAUUCAAACCAGAAAAUUCUCUGUCUUUUCAUCCAAAUGGAAUUCUGUGAACAAGGGACAUUGGAAAACUGGGUUGCAAAAACUAGCAAAGACCAAAAGUAUCAUGAAAUGGCACAAAACAAAUUUUUACAAAUAGUGAAAGGAGUGGAAUAUAUUCAUUCUAAAGAGUUAAUUCAUCGAGACCUCAAGCCUCAGAAUAUAUUCAUAUCACAUGAUAAUAAAAUAAAAAUAGGUGACUUCGGUCUUGUGACUUCUGUGGCAUUUGAUACUCUGACUGAGAACAGAGGAACAAAAUCGUAUAUGGCACCAGAACAGACUGGGGCCAGAUAUGGAAAGGAAGUAGAUAUUUAUGCAUUGGGAUUAAUCUGGUUCGAAAUUCUUUCGGCAUUCACUUGUCAUGAAAAAACUAAGGUAUGGCCUUCUGUUAGAGAAGGUGUGCUUCCAGUGCACUUCAACUUACAAUUUCCAACAGAGGUAUGGGAUUUUAAUAUAUUUUUUGAGUACUGUAUUAAUCAAAAAAUAAACAAAACAAAAACCCAAAAACCCAAACUAUUGACUUUUUUUUUUUUUUUGCAGGCAUCCAUAAUCAGAAAGAUGCUUUCAACAGACCCUUCAGGAAGAAUCACUGUAUCUCAUUUACUUGACCUUGUUAAGUCUGUUGAUAAAGAGAAGGCACUUAGAAAUUAUUCUUAUUGA